Molecule: messenger RNA, 2467 nt
Organism: Punica granatum (pomegranate)
Lineage: Eukaryota; Viridiplantae; Streptophyta; Magnoliopsida; Myrtales; Lythraceae
Source: RefSeq, a predicted model, not a curated record
UCCUUAACUCUCUUAACUACCAACCAACGCCUCUCUCUCUCCUUCUAUCUCUCGCUCGGAACCAUUUCUCUCUCUCUCUCUCUCUCUACCUUCCGGUCGCUUGUUCAGCUGCGGGAGCUGAGGAGCCAGCCAGCCAGCCAGCGCGCAGCAGAUCUCCCUGAUGGCGGGGCCGCACAUCAGCAACGGCGAGGCGGAGCUGCCCAAGCCGGCGGGGCUCAGCUCGUCCGCUUCCUUCAAGUCGUCCCGCAGGAAACCCAACGGCGUCGGAAACGCCGUCCCCCGCGCCGGCUCCGAUGUCGAUGACAUCAUCACCCUCCUACAUGGCUCCGAUCCUGUCCGCGUCGAGCUCACUCGCCUCGAAAAUGAAGUUCGAGAGAAAGACAGAGAAUUAGGAGAUGCGCAUGCAGAGGCUAGGGCUUUGAAGUAUUCCGAACGUCUCAAGGAGAAAGCUGUUGAAGAGUUAACCGAUGAGCUGAAGAAAUCGGAUGAAAAGCUAAAAGCCACUGAAGCUCUCCUGGAAAGCAAGGUACUGGAUAUCGUCCUGUUUUGCGUAAUAUUAUUGACUUCUAGAUGGGAUGGUAAUUUAUUUUCAAUUUUGCAGAAUCUUGAGAUAAAGAGAAUAAAUGAUGAGAAGAAAGCUGCCCUGGCCGCACAAUUUGCUGCAGAGGCUACACUUAGGAGAGUCCAUGCUGCGCAAAAGGAUGAUGAUAUGCCUCCAAUUGAGGCAAUCAUUACUCCACUAGAGGCAGAGCUUAAGCUCGCCAGAAUGGAGGCAGCGAAGUUGCAGGAAGAUAAUAGAGCACUCGAUCGCCUUACAAAGUCCAAGGAGGCUGCUCUAGUUGAGGCUGAAAGAACCGUUCAGAUUGCUUUAGCUAAAGCAUCACUUGUUGAUGAUCUGCAGAACAAAAAUCAAGACCUCAUGAAACAAAUUGAGAUAUGCCAGGAGGAGAACAAAAUCUUAGACAAGAUGCACAGGCAAAAGGUUGCUGAAGUUGAGAAGCUAAUGCAAACUGUUCGGGAGCUUGAGGAAGCUGUAUUGGCUGGCGGAGCCACUGCCAAUGCUGUACGUGAUUACCGGCGAGUGGUGCAAGAAAUGAAUGAGGAGAAGAAGACUCUGGAAAGGGAAGUUGCCCGUGCAAAGGUUUCUGCAAAUCGCGUAGCCACUGUAGUUGCAAAUGACUGGAAAGAUGCCAGCGACAAGGUUAUGCCUGUGAAGGAAUGGCUCAAGGAAAGGAGAUUUCUCCAGGGUGAAAUGCAACAACUUAGGGACAAGCUAGCAGUAGCUGAGCGCACUGCAAAAGCGGAAGCCCAACUAAAGGAAAAAUACCAACUGCGGUUCAAGGUUUUGGAAGAAAAGCUUAAAGGAUCGAAUACUAGCGUUCGAGCACACUCAGAAAUAAAAGGUACUAGCUAUGGGAGUUCACGUCGUCUCUCUCUUGGUGGGGCAGAUCAUGCAAGAUUAUCCUCUAAUGGUUAUACAUCCAAGAAAAUAUCAAUUGCACAGAAUGGACUUCUUCGGUCCAACAGUGCUAAUACAUUGUUAAAGAACAGCAGAACAUCAUCGGGAUCAUUCGAUGGUGGUAGUAGGUCCCUUGAUAAAAUAAUUCCAAGUUCUACCGAGACGGAUAACACACCGGAAAAUAUUGGCAACCCACCUCAAACAACUGAGAUGAAUAGUUCAUCUGAGGAGAUUGCCGACAGGAAUCCUACUGAAAAAGCUGAAAGGGAAGACUGUGUAUCGGGAGUCUUGUAUGAUAUGUUGCAAAAAGAGGUUAUAGCGAUGAGGAAGGCUUGCAAUGAGAAAGACCACAGCCUCAGAGAGAAGGAUGAUGCAAUCGAGAUGUUAGCAAAGAAAGUUGACACGUUGAAUAAAGCAAUGGAAAUUGAGUCUAAAAGAAUGCGGAGAGAAGUAGCUAUUAUGGAGAAGGAGGUUGCUGCUUUGCGUGUAAGCAAGGAGAACGACCACAGGAUGCGGCGCCUCAGUGCUCCAAGGGCUGCUGUACAUCCUCGGUCAAUUUCCACAAGGUAAAAUCAUGAACGGACGGAACUUUUAGGCUGCAUGAGUUAACACCUCUCCAGACUCCCGAAGAAAGUGCUUGCUGUCACUGAUUCCUGAUAGAUUAGAACUUGAAAAUAUGUGGCCAAAUCUAUUUGUGUUCUGGCUGCAGGAACGGACGGAACUUUUAGGCUGCAUGAGUUAACACCUCUCCAGACUCCCGAAGAAAGUGCCUUUUCCUCUUCUGCAGCUGCUGUUUAAGGUUCUGUUACGGUCAUUAGUUUUGUAUCCCUCAUGGUUCUGACUUACGAUAUUGAAUGUCGUGUACAUGUCUGUAUCUAAACAAGGCCAAUCAUGUUAUAGAAUUCGUGAAAGCCUGAAGAACCUCGAGAUUGUGUUUGAGCUAUCAUGUGCCUGAGAUUGAGAAGGAAAAGAAAGAAAUAUAAUCUGUAACUGAUUUCAAACCAUCAA